AUGGUCCAAGCUAUUGCUACACUUCGUCAAAACCUUAAAUCGGGAGUCAACCCUGCUAGUGUUGAGCCUUAUGGUACUGUAGUGUUCGCCGAGGAAGGUGACAAGACUAAAAUUGACGUCGACAUUGUCGGGUUGGCGCCUGGCGAACAUGGCUUUCAUAUUCAUGAAUUCGGCGAUCAAACCGACGGCUGUGUCUCGGCUGGUGCACACUUCAACCCGUUCGGUAAGACUCAUGGUGCACCAACUGCAGCAGAGCGUCAUGUUGGUGAUCUAGGAAACAUUACUAUUGGCGAAGACAAAAGUGUAAAGACUACACUUUAUGAUGGUCAGAUUAAACUGACAGGAGAGCAUUCGAUCGUUGGACGUUCAAUUGUUGUACACGCUCUUCGAGAUGAUCUUGGUCUGACACCAAAUGAUGCAGAAAGUCUCAAGACUGGCAAUGCUGGUGCUCGUCUUCUUUGUGGUGUUAUCGGUAGGACUUCCUCAUCUACGAUUAUUAUUAAUAACCCUAACCCUCCAAAAUCAUCACUCUAA
Messenger RNA from Ambispora leptoticha, 534 nucleotides. Lineage: Eukaryota; Fungi; Glomeromycota; Glomeromycetes; Archaeosporales; Ambisporaceae. The record is from the annotation of a GenBank genome assembly.